GGUCCUGGCCGUGCGCCGGAGGCAGCGGCGGCGUGGCGCAGCGGCGACAGUAAGUGCGGGCCGGCUCGGGCUCUUCCGGCUACGGUGCCGGCCGCCCCCAGACUCGCGCUCAGCGACCUCCCUCCCGGGCCCUGGGGGCGGCUGCGGGCUGCCAGGGGAGCCGCAGGACCCUACCCCAUCCGUGGUCCCUUCCCCACUGUCCCUCCUCUCCCUCCUUGCUCUCUGCCACCCCUCUUUCUGGGUCUCUAUCUUCUCUUCCCCAAAUCCUCUCCCCUCCUCCUCCCUGAGACUGGACCUCACCGCCUGCAUGGUGGGGGCCUGGUAUGGACCCGUCGGCCCGAAGUAUCCAGACGGUGGCUGAUUCUCUCCGUCCCAGCUGCGGGGCCUGAGGCUGGGGCUGUUUACACCGCAAAGCCGGUUCUGCCGCGGCCAGUAGGCGGUGCCCUGCGCUUCCCAGUGCCCUCCCACAGGUUAGCCCUACCAGCUCCCCACCCCGGUUCACAGCCCAGGAAAUCGAGGCACAGAGGGGCGAGCCACCUAGCCAGAGUCAGGAACCUCCUUGGAACCAGCACCCAGGCUUCCCAGCCCAGAUGAGGUUUUGCCGCGGCCCCAGCAGUGCCUGCUGCCUCCUUGUGCGGGGCUGCCUGUCUGUGCAUGGCCGGGCUCCUGCAGGUGACCCAGGAGCACGUUCCAGGCCACGGCCAGCCUGUUUUGGGGAAGGUUGGGCACUUCCUUGCCUGCCUUUCUCUUUAUUUUUUAAUCCAGAAGCCAGCAGCUAGCUUUUAUAAAGACUAAUAAGACUUUGCUCACUCCAGUGCCCUGGCCUGUGACCCUGGUUAGAGAAAAUUCCUGGCUCCUUCUUCAGAAGCUCAGUCAAGCCUUGACAAAUAGACGCUAGGAACUGAGAAGGGGGCCCUAGCCAGGUGUGGUCCUGAGUGACAGGGCUGGUGGACCUUCUAGCCGCCCCCACAGGUAGCUGGAGCCUCUGGAAAGAACCACUUGCCGGUUCUCUCUUGUUCUAUGUGGGUGGGUCAUGAUUAUUUUUUACAUUUUAAACAGUAAUUUUUAAAAUGUAACAAAUGAGCUUGUUACAUUUGUACCAUUUUGUGCCAGACAAAAUACCAUAGACUGGGUGGCUUAAACAAAAUUUGUUUUUCAUGGAUCUGGAGGCUGGGAAGGGCAAGAUCAAGGUGCUGGUUGAUUUGGUUUCUGAUGAGGGCUCUCUUCCUGGCUUGCAGACAGCCUCCUUCUUGCUGUGCCUUCACAUGACUUUUCCUCUAUGAGUGGGUGCAUGUGGAAAAAGCGAUUUUCCACACAGUGAGCUUCCAGACAGUGAGCUUGUUAAUGCUGGCCUCCAUGCGAAUCCAGGCUGGGGAGGGGCUCUGCUAACCAGGGGAGUUUAAAAUAGACUUGCUGGCUGGAUGCAUUGCACUUGGGCAUCCAGUGGCCCCCCACCUGCUGGCUCCAGGGUACAUGCUACCCCAGCAGGGGAGAAUGUCCUGGUCGUGCAGAGUCCCUUCAUUCAGCAAACAUUGACAAGGGUGCCUGCAGUGUGCCUCGGCCUCUCCCGACUCACUGGCUUCAAGGCUUGCAGGAAGGAUGCCUGUACUUGGAACCAGCAGACACAGAUUCCCAUUCCCAGCCAGUCCUCCCCGGUGUGCUGAGGAGUCCAGCAUGGGCCCCAGUCUGCUUGGCUGUUGGCCGUUGUCUCAGAGGACGACUUUCAGCACAGUUCAAACUCCACCUACAGAACCACAAGCAGCAGUCUCCGAGCUGACCAGGAGGCACUGCUUGAGAAGCUGCUGGACCGCCCGCCCCCUGGCCUGCAGAGGCCCGAGGACCGCUUCUGUGGCACAUACAUCAUCUUCUUCAGCCUGGGCAUUGGCAGUCUACUGCCAUGGAACUUCUUUAUCACUGCCAAGGAGUACUGGAUGUUCAAACUCGGCAACUCCUCCAGCCCAGCCACGGGGGAGGACCCUGAGGGCUCAGACAUCCUGAACUACUUUGAGAGCUACCUUGCCGUUGCCUCCACCGUGCCCUCCAUGCUGUGCCUGGUGGCCAACUUCCUGCUUGUCAACAGGGUUGCAGUCCACAUCCGUGUCCUGGCCUCACUGACGGUCAUCCUGGCCAUCUUCAUGGUGAUAACCGCACUGGUGAAGGUGGACACCUCAUCCUGGACCCGUGGCUUUUUUGCGGUCACCAUUGUUUGCAUGGUGAUCCUCAGCGGUGCCUCCACUGUCUUCAGCAGCAGCAUCUACGGCAUGACUGGCUCCUUUCCUAUGAGGAACUCCCAGGCGCUGAUAUCAGGAGGAGCCAUGGGCGGGACGGUCAGCGCCGUGGCCUCAUUAGUGGACUUGGCUGCAUCCAGUGAUGUGAGGAACAGCGCCCUGGCCUUCUUCCUGACGGCCACCAUCUUCCUCGUGCUCUGCAUGGGACUCUACCUGCUGCUGUCCAGGCUGGAGUAUGCCAGGUACUACAUGAGGCCUGUUCUUGCGGCCCAUGUGUUUUCUGGUGAAGAGGAGCUUCCUCAGGACUCCCCCAGUGCCCCUUCGGUGGCCUCCAGAUUCAUUGAUUCCCACACACCCCCUCUCCGCCCCAUCCUGAAGAAGACGGCCAGCCUGGGCUUCUGUGUCACCUACGUCUUCUUCAUCACCAGCCUCAUCUACCCUGCCGUCUGCACCAACAUCGAGUCCCUCAACAAGGGCUCGGGCUCACUGUGGACCACCAAGUUCUUCAUCCCCCUCACUACCUUCCUCCUGUACAACUUUGCUGACCUAUGUGGCCGGCAGCUUACCGCCUGGAUCCAGGUGCCAGGGCCCAAUAGCAAGGCGCUCCCAGGGUUCGUGCUCCUCCGGACCUGCCUCAUCCCCCUCUUCGUGCUCUGUAACUACCAGCCCCGCGUCCACCUGAAGACUGUGGUCUUCCAGUCCGAUGUGUACCCUGCACUCCUCAGCUCCCUGCUGGGGCUCAGCAACGGCUACCUCAGCACCCUGGCCCUCCUCUACGGGCCUAAGAUUGUACCCAGGGAGCUGGCUGAGGCCACGGGAGUGGUGAUGUCCUUUUAUGUGUGCUUGGGCUUAACACUGGGCUCAGCCUGCUCUACCCUCCUGGUGCACCUCAUCUAGGAGGGAGGACACAAGGACAUUGGUGCUUCAGAGCCUUUGAAGAUGAGAAGAGAGUGCAGGAGGGCUGGGGGCCAUGGAGGAAAGGCCUAAAGUUUCACUUUAGGGACAGAGAGCAGAGCACACUCAGGCCUCAUCCCUCCCAAGAUGCCAGUGAGCCACGUCCAUGCUCAUUCCGUGCAAGGCAGAUAUUCCAGUCAUAUUAACAGAACACUCCUGAGACAGUUGAAGAAGAAAUAGCACAAAUCAGGGGUACUCCCUUCACAGCUGAUGGUUAACAUUCCACCUUCUUUCUAGCCCUUCAAAGAUGCUGCCAGUGUUCGCCCUAGAGUUAUUACAAAGCCAGUGCCAAAACCCAGCCAUGGGCUCUUUGCAUCCUCCCAGCUGCGCUCAUUCCAGCUGACAGCGAGAUGCAAGCAAAUGCUCAGCUCUCCUUACCCUGAAGGGGUCUCCCUGGAAUGGAAGUCCCCUGGCAUGGUCAGUCCUCAGGCCCAAGACUCAAGUGUGCACAGACCCCUGUGUUCUGUGAACAACUGCCCACUAACCACACUGGAAAACCCAGAAAGAUGGGCCUUCCAUGAAUGCUUCAUUCCAGAGGGACCAGAGGGCCUCCCUGUGCAAGGGAUCAAGCGUGUCUGGCCUGGGUUUUCAAAAAAAGAGGGAUCCUCAUGACCUGGUGGUCUAUGGCCUGGGUCAAGAUGAGGGUCUUUUAGUGUUCCUGUUUACAGCAUGUCAAAGCCAUUGGUUCAAGGGCAUAAUAAAUACUUGCGUAUUCAA
This is a messenger RNA of Pan troglodytes (chimpanzee), 3899 nucleotides long. RefSeq names its product solute carrier family 29 member 3 (gene SLC29A3). The record is from RefSeq and is a predicted model, not a curated record. Gene Ontology annotation, biological process: nucleoside transmembrane transport. Gene Ontology annotation, molecular function: nucleoside transmembrane transporter activity. NCBI's taxonomy places the organism in Eukaryota, Metazoa, Chordata, Mammalia, Primates, Hominidae. The transcript is spliced from 6 exons. Gene Ontology annotation, cellular component: plasma membrane; Golgi apparatus. Bases 1932 to 3125 code for a protein of 397 amino acids.